CCGGAAAAGGAAACCACUUUUAAAAGAAAUGGCUUCAUAAGCCCCCCUCAGUGCUGUCCUCUGUGGUCCAAUGAGUCUGACCUGUCCUCUAGCUCCAACAUAGUCCUCUGGUGUCGGUCCUGGUUGACGUUGAGUUGUCUCCUUUUACUGACCAACAGCAGAAACACCAGCUCCUCUUCUGUUUACUCAGGAUGAAACGAGGUCUACCAGGCAAUGAACAGGAGGACGGAGGUGGCACCAGCAGUGGAUCUCGGGAGACUCUUAAACGAUCCCGCAAGCAGAGGAGGGAGAAAGAUUUGGAGGAGGAGGGAGCCCGUUGGGGGUGUCUGCCUCAGGAGAUCCUGCUUCACAUCUUCCAGUACCUGCCUCUGCUGGAUCGGGCGUACGCUUCUCAGGUGUGUCGGGGCUGGAACCAGGCCUUUCACAUGCCAGAGCUGUGGCGAUGCUUUGAGUUCGAGUUGAACCAGCCAGCCAGCUCCUACCUGAAGGCAACGCACCCAGAACUCAUCAAACAGAUCAUCAAAAGGCACUCCAACCACCUGCAGUAUGUCAGCUUCAAGGUGGACAGCAGCAGAGAGUCUGCAGAGGCAGCGUGCGACAUCCUCUCACAGCUCGUGCAUUGUUCUUUGAAAACAUUGGGGCUCAUCUCCACAGCCAGGCCCAGCUUCAUGGAGCUGCCCAAGUCUCACUUCCUCUCAGCGCUGACGGUGGUUUUUGUCAACUCCAAGUCCUUGUCCUCCCUGAAGAUCGAUGACACACCUGUAGAUGACCCCUCACUCAAAGUCCUGGUGGCCAAUAACAGCGACACCCUCAAACUGCUGAAAAUGAGCAGCUGCCCUCAUGUUUCACCUGCAGGCAUCCUGUGUGUGGCUGACCAGUGUCACGGCCUGAGAGAACUGGCACUCAACUACCAUUUGCUGAGUGAUGAACUUCUGAUUUCUCUCUCCUCGGAGAAGCACGUUCACCUCGAGCACCUUCGCAUCGACGUGGUUAGUGAGAAUCCAGGCCAACAGUUCCACACCAUCAAGAAGAGCAGCUGGGACGCCAUGGUGCGCCACUCCCCUAAAUUUAAUCUGGUCAUGUACUUCUUCCUCUAUGAGGAUGAGUUUGGCCCGUUCUUCCGCGAUGAAAUUCCUGCUACGCAUCUGUACUUCGGCCGCUCCGUCAGUAAAGACGUGCUGGGCCGCGUCGGGCUCACCUGCCCGCGUCUGGUGGAGCUGGUGGUGUGCGCCAACGGGCUGCGGCCGCUGGAUGAGGAGCUGAUCCGAAUCGCCCAACGCUGCACGCAGCUGUCGGCCAUCGGCUUGGGAGAGUGCGAAGUGUCCUGCAGCGCCUUUGUGGAGUUUGUCAAGAUGUGUGGAGACAGACUGACAGAGCUAUCCAUCAUGGAGGACGUACUGGUUCCAGAUCACCGCUAUGGGCUGGAUGAUAUCCACUGGGAGGUGUCAAAGCAUUUGGGUCGCGUCUGGUUCCCAGACAUGAUGCCUACCUGGUAGUUUUGUGAGUGUGUGUGUGUGUCGCUUGAGGAACUAUGUUUUUUGAAGACGCCCCUCGUCUUUCUCCUGUUUUUGAGAAAGGCCCUUUCCCAGGGACCGUAUGUAUGUGUCUGUGUUUUUCUCCCUGAAUACAUGAAGAAAUUGCAUCACUUUCAAUUUUGAUGUGAUGAAACAUAUAAUAUUGGAUUCAACUCUGCCAUGCCGCUCUAUUAUACAGUUUUUAUUUAUAUGUUUAUUUAUAUAUCUAAAUGUAUUUGUCUUGUUGUCACUCAUAGCAUCUGGCACCUUAUUCUCUGAGCCCUUUCUUAAAGGCUAACACGGUGUGAUUGGCUUUCCAUGGUAAUUAACAGGAAUGUCUGGGAUUUACUGGGAAUGAAUGGGAGUUUGUGUGGGUUAUUUUAUGUACACAGUCUUUACUGCACUAUAUGCAGGCAGAUACAUAAACAUUUUGUCAUAUCAUAGGUGGCCGUAAGUACAAAUCAUUCUAAUAGAAAUCAAAAAUUGUAUGUUUUAUUUCAGUAAAGUAACUUUACAUAGAGAUUCGCUCAACAGAUCUUCAUCACCACACUGAAAGCAAAAUGUGUUUGAGACCAGGCAAUGUGGUAGUUAAGAAAACAAGUUUCUAUCAGAAAAAACAUUGUCUGGUCUACAACAAGGACAGUUUUUACAGCUUAAAUUGAUGAUCCUUUAUAUGUUGAGCUAAGUCAUAUUUAUCUGUUGCAUUAAAAACAAGUGCCACAUCAUCCAGACACCAGUGGUUAUGUAUAAUUGAUAUUAAAACCAUGAUCUUAAUGAGGUAAUUGUGCAGCCCUGAAGACAGGACAGGGUGACAGCUGAAUGUUGAUGUAACUGAAUGUUGGCCUGAAUGUGUAAGAAUGAAAUAUUUAUGUCUCGUCUAGUGUUUUGAUGCAAUAGAGUGAAAGAAUAAUAGUUGGAUGUCUUAAGGUGGACUCAUUAAGGAUGUUGUUGUCUGUGGACACCAGUGGACUGUGCAAUGAAAGAAACCUGUAAAUCAUUAUGUUCAGUUAAAAAUGUUUUACAGGGUUGAUAUUCAUCCUUUUUUGUGUAUUUUGUUUGUAAAUGUCAAUGGAAAAAAAAUAAAUCACUUCUUCACAUUAAUAUUUCUUCAGUUGUUUCCCUUUAAGUGGGACCCUUCAUGUCUUAAUUUGAUGUCUCUGAAGGUCAGCAAGGCCUGACAACAGACUUUAUCCUUUACGGACAUACAGUACAUUUUGUUGUGUAUUUAUAAAGCCAUGCUCGUUGAUAUUAACUGCAUUUGUAUUCAGUGCUUAUAGAUAAUUAUUGUAAUAUUCAAGGAUAGGCCAAGUAAGGGCUGAAGUUUUUUAUAAUGUACAGUGACAGUGUGUUGUUUUUAUUUUAGCUAAACAAGAACUGAGACAAUUUAUUGGAAGGUAACCUCUUGUACUCUUCCCCAAAGACAUGUAAUAUUUGUCAUAGCCACACUAAAAAUGCCUGUUUAAAUACAUAUUCCAUGUCUGAACUAUUAAAAGAAACCGGAGGCUUUAA
Sebastes umbrosus (honeycomb rockfish) is the source of this 3023-nucleotide messenger RNA. RefSeq names its product F-box/LRR-repeat protein 3-like. The transcript is spliced from 6 exons. Gene Ontology annotation, cellular component: SCF ubiquitin ligase complex; nucleus; cytosol. The coding region runs from base 192 to 1496 and encodes 434 amino acids. Gene Ontology annotation, biological process: regulation of cell cycle; entrainment of circadian clock by photoperiod; G2/M transition of mitotic cell cycle. Lineage: Eukaryota; Metazoa; Chordata; Actinopteri; Perciformes; Sebastidae. The record is from RefSeq and is a predicted model, not a curated record. Gene Ontology annotation, molecular function: protein binding.